UUUUUUUCCCAACAUAAAAUGGACUUUUGGUCUCAAAAGAGAAACAAACAGAGGAAAGACUAAUUCGAAUUGAAACGAUCGCCACUCCGCGCCACACUUUGCACCCAAUCUGUCUGUUCCCAAUUGAUUGUUGAUUCAUCGGUUAGCCCUAAUUUGUGAAACGCCACUGGACAAAUUCGAAACCCUAGAAAUAGUCCAGCCAAUCGAGCAACCAAAAAAGGAUGGCAAUUGCUAGAACAGGGGUUUUUGUAGAUGACUAUUUGGAGCAUUCGAGCACACUGCCCGCGGAGCUUCAAAGGCUUCUAAACACCGUUCGAGAACUAGACGAACGCUCCCAAGCAAUGAUGAAUCAGACGAGGCAGCAAACAAAGUACUGCCUAGGUUUGGCAUCUCAGGGGGGCCCGUUUGGUCGAAAGCAUGACGAAGAAGACGAGCUUUUUGAGAAGCUUCGAAAGGAGAUUGAGGUAAACCAAGACAAUGCACUCAACCUCUGUACAGAGAAGGUUCUACUUGCCCGACAAGCUCAUGACCUUAUUGACAGUCACAUGAAACGACUUGACGAGGAUCUGAAUAACUUCAUGGAUGAUCUCAAACAAGAAGGAAAAAUACCACAAGACGAGUCACCUGUGCUACCGCCAUUACCUUUAGUUCCGAAAAUUGAAAAACGCAAACAAAUUUACGGAACACCUCAACCGAAGAGACUUGAUCUCAAAGACAGGGAUUGGGAUAGAGAUUUUGCGCUUAUGCCUCCACCUGGAAACCUUAAGAAAGAGUUUGCAUCACCCGAUCAACCCAUUGAUCCAAACGAACCUAUUUACUGCGUCUGCCAUCAGGUAUCGUUUGGUGAUAUGAUUGCCUGCGACAAUGAAAAUUGCCAAGGAGGAGAAUGGUUCCAUUAUGCAUGUGUGGGCCUCUCUCAGGAAACGGGAUUAAAAGGAAGGUGGUUUUGUCCAACCUGCAAGCCAGCCAAUUAACACACUGAUUACUUCGUGUUUAUCAAUCAAUAUACGAGUCUUGUAUGUAUAAUACAUUGAUGCUGCAGAGGCAAGAUGAACGAGUGAGUGCCGUUUAUUUUUCCAUCAGUCUAUCGAAAGCUCUAGCUGUAAAUGUCGGCAUGAAAAAAUAUAUAUUAAGACUAUUUUGAAGGUAGGAUUUAUCCUUCAAGAUAAAUCAGGAGAAAACGUCGUGGUUGUUUUUUUAAUCGAAAGUCUGUCUAAAUGUGUGUAGAUUGCGAUCGUA
Erythranthe guttata (spotted monkey flower) is the source of this 1239-nucleotide messenger RNA. Its product is annotated as PHD finger protein ING2. Gene Ontology annotation, cellular component: nucleus. NCBI's taxonomy places the organism in Eukaryota, Viridiplantae, Streptophyta, Magnoliopsida, Lamiales, Phrymaceae. The record is from RefSeq and is a predicted model, not a curated record.